Molecule: messenger RNA, 2904 nt
Organism: Anarrhichthys ocellatus (wolf-eel)
Lineage: Eukaryota; Metazoa; Chordata; Actinopteri; Perciformes; Anarhichadidae
Gene: nt5dc3
Product: 5'-nucleotidase domain containing 3
Exons: 14
Coding region: 130-1869 (579 amino acids)
Molecular function (GO): 5'-nucleotidase activity
Source: RefSeq, a predicted model, not a curated record
CGGAAGUAACGUCAAAAAAACCAACCAAAAAAGGGACACUCUCGGUAUUUACAGAAGAGCUGGAGAAGUGCAUGCGUUCUCGUCUGGGACCUCACCGCGACCUACAAACGGGCUGCAACCCGAAGAGUCAUGGCGCCCUUGUCUCUGCCCCUGUCGUCUCUUCUGAAGCACAAGGACUGUCUGCGGAAGGCGAAUGUAUUUUGCAAUGUCUUACAGAGUUUACACCAACGGCCAUUCACAUCUCGCUUAUGGAAACGGAGUUUCGGUGCGGUAUCCCAUGGAGUCGGUCAGUUACUGUCACACCAACCCAGAUCCCCAAACUACGCAGCAUCUGUGUGUCGCAGCUCUUCAGGCGGCCAGGACAUGACCGAGAGGCUGCGGUCUGUUUACAAUGAGACCAAAAGGCAGACUGAAGAUUUGGUCCCAGCCAUUUGCACCAACUCAAUCAACCCUGACACCAUUUUUGCAAACAAUGAGAUGAGCCUACGAGACACGGAGGUCUACGGCUUCGACUACGACUACACCCUGGCUUUCUACUCCAGGAACCUGCACACCCUCAUCUUCAACAUAGCACGGGACAUUCUCGUCACUAACCACAGGUAUCCAGAGGGUCUGAGAAAUUAUGAGUAUAUUCCUAAUUUCACUGUGAGAGGACUUCACUAUGACGUUCAGAAGGGACUGCUGAUGAAGAUAGAUGCUUUUCACUACAUCCAGUUGGGAACUGUAUACAGGGGUCUUCAUCCAGUCCCUGAUGAGGAAGUAAUUGCCAUGUAUGAUGGUUGUCAUGUACCUCUCGAGAACAUGAGCGACUUCUAUGGCAAGAGCUCCCAUGGCCACACCAUGAAACAGUUCAUGGACAUAUUCUCCCUGCCUGAGAUGAAUCUCCUGUCUUGUGUCAAUGACUUCUUCAUGAAGCACAACAUCGACUAUGAGCCAGUGCAUCUCUACAAAGACGUAAAGGAAGCCAUUAGAGAUGUUCACGUCAAGGGCAUCAUGUACCGAGCUGUGGAGGCAGAUAUUGAGAAAUACAUUUGCUAUGGUGAGCAAAGCCAUGCUGUGCUGAAGAAGCUGUCAGAGCACGGAAAAAAGAUGUUCCUCAUUACCAAUAGCCCACUUGACUUUGUGGACCGAGGAAUGAACUACAUCGUAGGGAAGGACUGGCGAGACCUGUUUGAUGUCGUGAUUGUUCAGGCUGACAAACCUGGUUUCUUCAACGACAGGAGGAAACCUUUCAGGCGAGUGACAGACAAAGGUGCAUUGCUGUGGGACAGGAUUCACAAGUUGGAAAAAGGGAAGAUCUACAAACAGGGAAACCUUUACGAGUUCCUGAGACUCACCGGCUGGAGAGGAUCCAAGGUGCUGUACUUCGGGGAUCACAUCUACAGUGACUUGGCAGAUCUAACGCUGAAACAUGGCUGGAGGACGGGCGCCAUCAUCCCUGAGCUGAGGAAGGAGAUCAAGAUCAUGAACACGGAGGAGUACAUGCACAUGAUGGCCUGGUUACAGGCGCUGACUGGGCUUAUCGAGCAGAUGCAGGUACACAGGGAUGAAGCGUCUCAAGCUGUCGUGGAGGAGUGGAUCAAAGAGAGAGAAGCCAUGAGGUCACAGACGAAGGACAUCUUCAACCCUCAGUUCGGGAGUCUCUUCCGGACGUACCACAACCCCACCUACUUCUCACGCCGACUCUCGCGCUUUGCUGACAUCUACAUGGCCUCCAUCAGCUGCCUGCUCAACUACGACUUCCAGCACACCUUUUUCCCUCGCCGUACUCCCCUGCAGCACGAGGCCCCCUUCUGGCCUGAACACAGUCCUGCUAGUAUUAGCGUCUCCUCACAGCUCAGCAGGAUGACCGCAGACUCCGAUAAUUAAUUCAUUUUUCAAUUUGAGAGAUAUGGAUUUUUAGAAGAUGCAUGCCACAUGUUAAGAUAUGUUUAACUGGUAACAAUCCCGUAGGCUGUUGAUGUUAAUUGAGCUUUAAACUAAUUAGUUACAAACUUCCCCUCAAAGAAUUCAGUCUUUAAGCGGACCAGUGGAUUAGUGCUAUUUCAGCAAAAUGACACUUGGCCGAUAGAGCAGUGUGAUGUUUUUAUUUAAGACAUGGACACUUUGUACAUUUACAUUUUUGUCACACAGAAUUAGAAAUAUUGAAUGCACUGAUUGUUUUAGAGUUGCGUGUAUAUGUAUAUAUGUGUGUGUGUGAGAGGUACAGUGAGGAAUUGUGCAAUGAUGCUGUAUUUACACAGUCUAAACACCAGGGGGCAGUCACGCAUCAUGUCUAUCACAUGUCUGUAGUAUGAAUUGAAGAUUACCUUUUUUCUAUCUUUUGCAUCUGUAAAACUAUAUGAGACUGUCAGUGAAAUGGGAAUACUCAGAUGUGACAUUUACGUUACAAACUCUGUUGCCUUAAUCUACUUCGUCACAUUACUGCAGUGUGUAUAUUUUUGCAAUAGUUUAAUGUAAUCUGUGUUAAUGAAGCUUUUCAAAUGUUGCCCCUUGGUUGAUCUCAUUUGGAACCGCCCAUUGUGAUGUGAUACAUGCUGCACAUUCAUGGUCUGAGAUCUUUGUAUCUAAUUGUCUGAACAGGUUCCACACAGCACAGCCUGUAUGUCUAAUUUUAGCACGUGAGAAAUGUUCAUAUUUGUCAGGAAGAAAAAUAGAACGUCGUUGCUCUAUUUAGCAAGAGAGUUGCUAGUUGAUCUGUUAAGGUGGCAUUGAGUUUCAUUGAGUUCCACACUUUUCACAAAUGCGUGAAUUGUUUUUACAAUGAAGGCUUGAAAAUAAUGCAUUUGACAUAUAAUCUGGAAAUGGGGAACUCUUUAAUAUCUGUGGCCAAAUGGUUUAUUUGUGUUUCUGUAGUUUAAAAUAUGAAGUAUAUUUUUAUUUCACUGUUUAUUAAAAUGGAUU